Messenger RNA from Podospora pseudopauciseta, 1255 nucleotides. It is a transcript of the gene wos2, whose product is annotated as p23 chaperone protein wos2. The record is from RefSeq and is a predicted model, not a curated record. Gene Ontology annotation, molecular function: Hsp90 protein binding; protein-folding chaperone binding. Gene Ontology annotation, cellular component: cytosol; nucleus. Bases 351 to 965 code for a protein of 204 amino acids. The transcript is spliced from 5 exons. Lineage: Eukaryota; Fungi; Ascomycota; Sordariomycetes; Sordariales; Podosporaceae. Gene Ontology annotation, biological process: chaperone-mediated protein complex assembly; protein folding.
CUUCCUAGAUCGCUUGGUAGUAGUAUCGUACGCUCGUGUCCGUAGCCGUAGUCCCCCGCAAUUGGUGACCUCAGCCCUGCCGAUGGCCCGUGCAGCUUAAUCUUUGGGCUUCUCAUGAAUUCCACCAACGCCCUGGCUGGCUGGGAAGGGAAGCAGGCAGGUGCAGCCUCGUCACAAAUAAACCAAGACACCCGCGUCUCCCCUCCAACGACGUCCACCUCCCAAACAAUUUUCUGCAGCAGUCGUAGUGAAUUCACGAUCUUUGCUCAAUACCACCGCUCCAUCAAACUUUCCACCCGAACGAUCUCUCUCCCUUGUUCCUUGAACUUUCUUCUUAACCACACAUCACAAUGGCCAGCACCGUAACACCUGAGGUCCUCUGGGCGCAGCGCUCCUCCAACGCCGACCCCGAGAAGAACUUUAUCUACCUCACCAUCAACGUCCCCGAUGUGCCAGCGUCCAAUAUCAAGCUGGACGUGAAGCCCACCGGUCUCACAUUCACCGGUCACUCCGACACCCUCAAGAAGACCUACCAUGUCGAGCUCGAGUUCUACGCCGAGAUCGACCCUACCGCGAGCAAAAUCAACCACACGGCUCGCGACGUUGAGAUGAAGCUGCGCAAGAAGGAGCUGACCGAGGAGUACUGGCCUCGCCUGCUCAAGGAGUCUAAAAAGAUGCACUUCCUCAAGACCGAUUUCGACAAGUGGGUUGAUGAGGACGAGCAGAACGAGGCUGAGGAGGAGGACUUCUCGCAAUUUGGUGGCAUGGGUGGCAUGCCUGGCAUGGGUGGCGCUGGCGGCGACUUCGGUGGCAUCGAUUUCUCCAAGCUUGGUGCUGGGGCUGGUAUGCCCGAGGGCGAUGACGAGGAGGAAUCGGACGACGACAUGCCUCCUCUCGAGGGUGAAGAGGAGGAGGCCGCCAAGAAGGACGCCCCCAAGGCGGACGAUGGCAAGGAGGUUGCUUAAGUCUGUGAAGCCGGCGACGAAACGACACUUCAGCGCGUCUUGGGUCAGACAUAGACCACAGGGAUAGCUGACGUCCGGUAUGGAAGGGCGAAGCUACGAACUGGUUACCUGGGAUAAACAAGCAUCAGCAUUAGCCGAAAUCAUUGGACCCACCGUUCGAUCUCAUAGGCAGCAGAGCAAUCUGGUUAGGUAUUUCGAGGGCUGUUCAAGGCUCUCUGGGCGAAUUGAAGCUACUUUUCUACUGACGCAUAUACACGCAAGUUUUGCCCUGUUUUGGGUAGAUGUUUUUU